Messenger RNA from Arthroderma uncinatum, 720 nucleotides. RefSeq names its product import inner membrane translocase subunit tim-21. Gene Ontology annotation, cellular component: TIM23 mitochondrial import inner membrane translocase complex. Gene Ontology annotation, biological process: protein import into mitochondrial matrix. NCBI's taxonomy places the organism in Eukaryota, Fungi, Ascomycota, Eurotiomycetes, Onygenales, Arthrodermataceae. The transcript has 5 exons. Bases 1 to 720 code for a protein of 239 amino acids. The record is from RefSeq and is a predicted model, not a curated record.
AUGAAUCCCCCAAUUCAACUUCGCUCGCUUAGAUCUGCGUCUCGGCUCGUUCGUCUCUCCAGGGACGGCGGCCGCGCAGCUACUCCAUUCCUUACCCGAUACAACCACUAUGCCACCCAGAGCAGUCUGGAUAGCUCCAAGAACCCCCAGCCAAAGAGGAAAUCGAUUACCGUGACCACCGACGAUGGACGAAUCAAAUGGGGACAGCUUUCGCGCGGAGAGAAGGCGGCACGUGCUACACAGCAGUCUGUCAAUUUUCUAGUUAUCCUGGCUGGCGCUGUGAUGACGUGCGGCGUGUUCACGUUUCUAUACCUCGACGUGUUUGCUCCCAAUAGCAAAACGAACCAGUUCAACCGCGCAGUGAGCCGCGUAAAGAAUAGCGAGGAAUGUCUCGCGUUGCUUGGAGACAGCAAACAGAUCAGAGCUUACGGCGAGACUUCAUGGAACAAAUGGACGAGGAAUCGACCUAUUUCGACAACAAUUAAAAAAGAUAGAAAGGGAAACGAGCACAUGAGGAUGAACUUCCAUGUCAGCGGCCCACUUAACGACGGUGUUGUGCUAGUCCACCUGGUAAAGCUGGCUGGCCAACAUGACUACGAAUAUCACCUUCUCGCUCUAGACGUCAGAGGCCACCAUCGUGUAUAUCUAGAGAAUGCAAAUGCCGCUAAGAAAGCAGCCGCAAAGGCUAGGUCAACGAUAUUUGGGAUCCAAUGGCGGUAG